Messenger RNA from Sphaerodactylus townsendi, 5512 nucleotides. It is a transcript of the gene CRACDL, whose product is annotated as CRACD like. The record is from RefSeq and is a predicted model, not a curated record. The coding region runs from base 331 to 3192 and encodes 953 amino acids. The transcript is spliced from 12 exons. Lineage: Eukaryota; Metazoa; Chordata; Lepidosauria; Squamata; Sphaerodactylidae.
UCCUUUGCAGGGCCUAAGGCAACGUUGAGCAUACAUGUGGAAGGUACAUAGUAGAGUAUCAUUAUGCCUGAAUGUUUAUGAAAAGAGGACUGUGCCUCUUCGUCAGAUGGAAUCAACAUUACUUUUGAAUCCUUUCAUAUUAACUUGAAAGCACCAGCAUUCUGCUUUCAUUACAGCUUAGACGUUUUGCAAGGUGAAGGAUUUCUUUUGAAACCUAUGUAGCCCUUUGUGUCUUAUUGAAUCUGGCAAAAUCAAAAUGUAUACAGGUCAGUGUUUCCUACAAAGACACCAGAAGGUUAGAUGGGCUGUUCUCAAUAAAGUGUCUGCCACAUGAGCUGUGCAAGGAUAAUGGAUACCAGACUACAGGAGGCGGAAGGAUUUGGUGAGGAAAGUUCAGGAAAGAAAAAGUCUAAGUUUAAGUCUAUCAAAAAAUUCUUUGGGAAAAGGAAAAGGAAAGAGACAUUACCAUCUUCCGGAAGUGGUAGUUUGAAACUAUAUCAGUCGGCAAAUGAUGUCACAGCGCCUGAAUCCAUGCACAUGGGCUAUGAUUCAGAAGAUGAGCCUGAGAUACACAACAGUAUUAUGGGAAACAGAGCCCUGUCCCAUGACAGCAUUUUCAUUCCCGAGACUGCACAAGAGUCUGCAAGGCCAGUUCGAGUGUUUUCUCAAGAAAAUGUUUCUGGUCGAAUUAGAGCUUUGCAGUUGAGAUUGCAACAGAAUUGGAAAUUUGGCCGCACUUCUCCUUUUGGAACUCCUUCAAAAAAAAUGGAUGAUGCUGGGAUGAGUUCAGAGGAUGAUGGGCUACCCAGAAGUCCACCAGAAAUGUCUUUGCUACAAGAAGGUCUGAAUUCCAAAACAGUAAAGUUUUCUGACUCUCACAAGCACCUUAGCUCUUUGAGUUUAACUGGAACAGGCAGUGAAGAAGAAGAACAGGUCACAACCAGACCUUGGAGACCCGGUUCUGCAGAAAGCCAGUUAUUCCCCAGGAAGUCGAGUGUUAAAAUCAUAGCUGUAUCAACCUCUGAUGUCAGCCUCUCACCUCCUGCAGACUUUGAUACUCCUCCUGAGUUCACCACUGUCUUGGAUAAUUCAGCGGCUAAGCACAAGCUUUUAGUGAAGCCACGGAACCAGAGAUCCAGCAAAAUGAGAAGACCACAUUCAAAGAGCUUGUCAGGGUCUCUAAAUGACUUGAGCUCUACCCCUGAGGAAGAUGAAUGUGAAAGGAAGGAGGCAGAGGCAGAGGCUGAGGUGACCCAUGAAGGUGUCAGUUCCAGCUGUCAGAUCUUGAUAGAAAGCACAACUUCCUCAAAUAAUGCAGAGUACUUUCAGCAACUUGAAAUGUCAAAGGGCCUGCAGCCUAGCUUGAGUCACCAAGAUGAAAAGUCUCACUCCACUUCUCAGUUGUAUGUAUCGUUUUCUGAAAAUAAUUCUGAGGACUGCCAAACAGUGCUAGGAUUAUUACACACUGUACCAUCAUUGCCCUCUUCUGAACAGAAGGAGAAUAUAACCACCUUCCAUCUUACUCCAGAACUGGAAACACAAAAAGAGAAAGAGUGCUAUAAAACACAAAAGACAGGCUCUGGGAAUUUAAGUAGCAUUUUAAACCAGGAAAAUAAACACAUUUCUGAUGUGCCUUCCAAGAGCAGCUUGCUGUCUGAUAAGAAUGUCUCAACCAAAAAAGAUAUCCUCCCUGCAUUAGAUGAAACAAGAAAAGAUAUAGAGAAGGAUGUUCCAGAAUUUGUUGAAGACAUUCCUAGUAAAUUAUUUUCUUCAGUAACUGAUACUGAGAAUUCUCAAUCACCAUGCACAGCUCUUUCAUCUCGGAAAGUCACACCUUCUUCCUGGACUCUGGACAAAAUGAAACCUACACAAGAGUUCCCAGUAUCAGAAAGCAACCCUCCUGCAGCACGUGGUAUGUUGAUUUUGGGUGGAAAAACUGAGAAAGAGGCCAGUGAGCUGAGUGCCUUGAAAAAAUUUUCUGUGUCAUCAUCUCGAGAGAGGCUAAGGACUGGCAGCUUAAACUUGAAAGAAAAUUCAGAAUGUGAAAAUCCAGUAAAUAUACAGGCAUUGUUGACCAAAAUUAAAAACUCCUCACGAAAUGAGAAGCUGAAUGAGGCAAGCACUUCGCAAGAGAAUAAAAGCUGCACUAGCAAGCAGAUGUCUCCUCCACAGUCUGAAAUGGAAAGCACAGGUGGGGAAUUAGGUAGGCAAGUGCCUGAAUCACUACCCCAGGCCAUCAAUCCAGCAUCAACGCUGAGUAAUUCUGGUAGUGACCUGCCACAGCAGUCAAGUGCUAGCCACUCAGGCUGCGAAGAUAAAAAUCCAUUUCAAGUCAAACUGAGAUCGACUUCAUUAUCGCUGAGGUACAGAGACAGUCCCUCACAGGAAUCAAAGGAGACUAAAAGACAUAGUGCAGAAUUUAACAUAGAGAAACAAAGGCUGCCUUCACUUUUAUUGAAAGGUGAGAAAGGAGAAGUGAGAAAAAUAACAGACAUAAAUACCGAUGAAGCUUUAAACGAAACCUGCAAAACUAAAACAAAGUCCCCUGCACAGUCCAGCAUGAAACCUCCAUUGCCAAGGAAACCUGCUUUACAACACAUUAUUACUGGCACCAACACAAACUUAGAAAAGCAGGAAAAGAUGAUCAAAUGCCCAGAAUCAAAAAAUGAAGAGGAGAAAGGUUUGGAGAAGAAAUCUGGUCCUUCUGAAGUGCCUGAGAAAAAUGUGCCUUCUCCAGUGAGUGCUGUGGAUAUUUCAAAAGGAAUGGAAAGCCAGACAGCACCAGCCUGGGUCACUAUAGCAAAGCAAAAACAGACAGUCCUGGAACAGGAGCUUAGCAGGGAAGAAAAAACAGUGGCUUAUUCUAAGACGGAUGCAGAAAAGCAAAAGAAAGAGAUAGAGAGAAUGGAGGAAGCUGUCAAGCAACAGACAGAGACCACCCAGAGCACUUUGCCAUCCACAGUUCCUUCUGAAGAAGAGACGAAAGAGACAAUGUCUAAUGCACAAGAGCUGUUGCCAAGAGCUGGCUUGCUGUCACAUCAUAAUCCUGUUCCAUAUUCAAUGCCGUUGGAAAAAGAAGAUGUGAAGCUGUUUAAGAAUGUCACUCAUUCUUCCUCAGAUCAGCCGUCAUGGAUGGAACUCGCCAAAAAGAAAUCUCAAGCAUGGAGUGACAUGCCCCAGAUGAUAAAAUAGGGCAAGAAUUUUAUACUGGUAGUAGAAUAAUUUAACGCACAGUUUUAAUUAAAUUGAUAAAAACCAGUCAAUCACAAUAAAAUCUACAGAGCAUCAAAGAGGCUUUAAAACAAGUCUGUGGAGGACGAAUUGUUAACAGUGUGUUUAUAUGCAUAACUCACUAGAGAGAUAUUGUGAAGGCCUGUUUAUCUCUUGACGAUACCUGAGAAAAAUGUUCUUCUGCAGGAGGUAUUGCUUACUUUCUGCAUGCCUUUUUCCCUGCAGUGUGAUUUGUCGCAAACAUGCCUGGAAUAUUUACUAACAUUUGUUAACCAUUGUUUUACUAGUUAACGAAUUAUUCUCCGUAUAAAUGUUUUUUGACUACACAGAUCUUACAAGCAACUUCAGACCCAAACAUUAACUUAUAAAAGCUCUCCAUAUAGUUUAAUAAGAACUCAAUAAUAAUUUCUCUCUGGAGAAACAUUAAAAAUAAACUGACCUCAAAAUAGCAGACACUGAAAGAAGAAAGAUGGGUAGUACUAUGUAUUGUACCAAGUAAGUCCCCCUGCCUACUUUAUUCAUGAGGCCUAUUGAGACACUGCUUCAGAAGUCAGUUUCAUGUUCUUCUACCUCCCAAAGAAUAAUUUUUAAAAAAAUCAACAUACGUAAAACACAAGAUGUCCAUUGGGAGAUCCUGCAUUUGUCCAAGUUCCAAGCAGGUGCUAGAUCACAGGGGCAAGAAGGUCCUGUGUUUAAUAACUGAGGUCUCUGUUGCAGUUGUCACUUCCUACAUGAACUGUGGAAGAGGAAGUAUCUGAGGGAACUCUGUUCGUUUUGUGCAAGAUAAGUAGCAACUGAGCAGUGUUGAUGAAGAGUUCAUCUAUAUCCAUGCCCAAGAACUGGGCUGCAAAUUAGUUUCUCUUUGAGCCCUGUGUUCCUAAGUGCUGGAUUCAUACCCUGAAUUUGGAUUUUGGCAAUGUCUGUGGUACUGCGAUACAGCCUUCUAGAGUUUGCAUGCUUUAACUUUUGCACAUUAAAAAGCCCUUCUCUGUGCUCACCCACAUCACAGCACAAACUAAAGAUAACAUUUGCUAAUACCUGCUUCCUGAACCCUGCCACUGGAGCGGUCAAAACCUAUGAAGGAAUGCACUUUCACUAGACUCACAGUGUUGUCCUAAAUAGAGUUACACCCUUCUAAAUCCAUUGAAGUCAGUGGGAUGUAACUGUUUAGGUUUGCUACGUCAGUGUCUGCAUUAUUGUUUUUUAAGCAAACAACAGACUAUUAUGGGGACAAGGAAGGCAGCAUUUAAAUGUUUUUUGUAUUUAGUUUUAAGAUGAGACUGCUAGAUAAACAGAAAAUUUCACUUUGCCUACUUUUCAAAGGAUCAAGUUUAUAAAAAUAACUUCAGUGAUUUAAAGUUGUUUUAGGGAGCAGGUUUGAUUUAGUCCCCCUAUGUUACAGAUAAUCUGCAGGGAAAUGACAUUGUACAGUAUAAAGCAAGCCAAUUUUCCAGCUGUAGUUCCAUAGGAACCUUGCAGUACUAGUUAUUAAAAGAGUAGAUUCUAUGUGGGAGAAUCUAUGUGUGUGUAUGUCUGUGUGCAUUAUACAUACACAUACUUGUGUUUCAAUUUCUUUUACUAUUUUUGAAGGUGUGACAUUAUGUGAUGUUGUGCAGUUUUGCAGAGAGGCAGUCAAUCAGUGGCAGGGUCCACACUUUGUGUGUGUAGGACCUCGCAGGGUCAAUUCGAGCAGCGUCCUCCCUUUCAUCCGCUGGCAGCAUCUUUCUCCACCAGCCAAAGCUUGUGUUGAUUAAUUGCGUAUUCAUACCGCAAAGCCUUCUAGAAUGGACUUCCGUGCCUUUAAAUCCUCAAAUUCAGGAUGUGGUGGUUAUAACCGGUGGGGCUGGAAGCCAGAGUGGAAUGAAGCUUAAUUCUAAAAUGAUGUGACCCUUUGGAUAAAUGGUUUUGUGCAUUGAACAUAUCUGAUUUCAGUACUGAGUACCUAUACAGAGAGGCAGACUUAAUGAUUUUCAGCAACACACCUGUAUUAUACGCCACUGAAUAACUAGAACAAUGAACAAUAUAGGUACAAUAUUAUCUGACAUUUCAUUGUAUCAAGCAAGUCUUUUAAUUUAACAAACCAGGUCUGCAGUACAAAUGUGUGGUUUGGACAAGUAAAAAUACUUUACAUUUUACAUUUAUAAGGACUUCUAAGACAUUUUAAUUGUCUUGUAUUUGAAUUGUACUUUUCAUGUCUAAAAGCAACGUGUUGCUCUAUUUUAUUGUUCCCAAAGAACUGUAAAUAAUUCACUUCUGUAAUGUACUUUAUUUGGUUUACAGA